Messenger RNA from Sinocyclocheilus grahami, 596 nucleotides. Its product is annotated as protein DDI1 homolog 2-like. Bases 229 to 507 code for a protein of 92 amino acids. Gene Ontology annotation, molecular function: protein binding. The transcript is spliced from 2 exons. NCBI's taxonomy places the organism in Eukaryota, Metazoa, Chordata, Actinopteri, Cypriniformes, Cyprinidae. The record is from RefSeq and is a predicted model, not a curated record.
UUACGGCAGUGGCUGAAGAGCUGUGGAAAGGAAGUGAACGAAUUCUUUAUUAGUGAAUUGUGGUUGCUUGUUGGCUUGUUUCUUUAUGGGCUUAAUCUCUUCAUAACCAGAUAUUACACAGUGUUUUAACGGGACAGUCCUGGGCACAUUUCCCACAGAAAAACUCCGGAGUAACGGCAGUUUCUGACAGCGAGUAGCGGUAACCGGGUUCCAGCGACCCCGAGCACAAUGCUGCUCACAGUGUUUUGUGCACCGAGAGACCGCUCGGAAACCACUUUCGCACUCGACGUGUCCCCGGAGCUUGAACUCAGGGAUUUUUUGGCUCUUUGCGAGCUAGAAUCAGGAAUACCAGCCAGGGAGAUUCAGAUUUCAUAUGCAGAGCAGCCUUUACAUGAUCCCACCCGAGCCCUGGGGAACUAUGGACUGAAAGAUGGAGACGUGGUAGUGUUACGACAAGCAGAGAAGUUACUAGGGCCACAACCCACAGUUCCUGGUAAACCAGCAUAACUUGAUCUUUUUUAAAAUGGAUCAACGUGAGCUUAUGGCAUUAAUCAUAGUGAAUCUUAAAGGGGUCAUAUGAUGCGAUUUCAAGUUUU